This is a messenger RNA of Onychostoma macrolepis, 639 nucleotides long. RefSeq names its product CD48 antigen-like. Bases 10 to 639 code for a protein of 209 amino acids. The record is from RefSeq and is a predicted model, not a curated record. NCBI's taxonomy places the organism in Eukaryota, Metazoa, Chordata, Actinopteri, Cypriniformes, Cyprinidae. The transcript is spliced from 3 exons.
GUGUCAGUGAUGGAGGGAGAUUCUGUCACUCUAAACACUGAUGUUACUGAAAUACCUGAAGAUGAUGAUAUACUAUGGACAUUUGGAACUGACAGUUCUCCCAUAGCUGAAAUCAGUAGAGAGAAACGAAUCUUCUCCACAUAUGAUGGUACUGAUGAGAGAUUCAGAGACAGACUGAAGCUGGACAAUCAAACUGGAUCUCUGACCAUCACAAACAUCACAACUCAACAUGCUGGAUUCUAUCAACUAGAGAUAAUUGGUGUAAAAUGGUCCUCGGAAACAUUCAGUGUUUCUAUCUAUGCUCGUCUGCCUGUUCCUAACAUUACCAGAGACUGUUCAUCAUCUUCAUCAUCAUCAUCAUAUUGUUCAUUGUUGUGUUCAGUGGUGAAUGUGAGUCAUGUGACUCUCUCCUGGUACAAAGGAAACAGUUUAUUGUCCAGCAUCAGUGUGUCUGAUCUCAGCAUCAGUCUCUCUCUACCUCUGGAGGUGGAAUAUCAGGAUAAAAACACCUACAGCUGUGUGCUCAACAAUCCCAUCAGCAACCAGACCACACAUCUGGACAUCAGCAAACCAUGUGACACAUCUUCAGAAGACACUGUGACAUUAGGCUACUAUGAAGGGGGUCCUGAAGGUUGUUGA